UGCGAGUCAGACUAGUAUCAAAUUAUUUUUUGGGUCAUUAAAUCACGGAAAAUUAAUCUGCAGUUAUUAAAGAUUUUAAUUGGGGUAGAAUUUUACUGCUCUGUCAACGUUUACUGAUCAAGAACCACCUUAAUAAUAGAAACAAGAUGGCGACGAUAGGUUUGUGUAGCAACGGCAGAGAGAGUGCUGAAUAUUAACCAGUUAGUUGAGUUAGCUAAUGGUAAUGCAUAGGCUAAUUUUGUAUCUUAUUUAUUUGAAUAACUUUGCUGAAACGUUUUUUAAAAUAAUAAAGCCAAAAUAAAAGUUAGAAUUGAAGAAUAUUUAUCAUAUUUUAUUAAAUAACUGCUACCUCUGUGACAGUUAAAAUUAUAUUUUUAACAUUUUCAUUAAUUGCACUGCCCACUCGACCCAGGCAGUGCUUUUUGUUUUUAAGCUAAGAAAAAUGACUUUGGUAUUUUACCUUAAUGGCUGACUUUUCAGGGUAAUGAAUGAAUUGAAUGCGAUCCUUAUUUCAUUAUUCAUAUUAUGGCCUAGUAGUAUGGUCAUGGUUAGUAUUAGUAUAUAAUAUAGUAUAUAGUAUUAGUAUUAGUAUUAGCAUUAAUUAUUAAUGCUCAAAAUUAGUUUAAUUAAUAAGUAGGCUAAUACUAAUACUAGUUAUUUUAAUAGCAGUCAUUUAUUAGAAGGGGGCCAUCCAUAAUAAAUAAAUCAUUUAUAACAACAUCACACUAUUUUGCUGAUUUUUUACCACUAUAAAUACUAUUGUCAUAUUGUAAUAUUAAUUUUAUUUAAAUUUUGGGUAGGCGGUAGGCUGAUACUAUAUUACUAUAUUCCAAUUAUUUGGUAAAAAAAAGGUUUCUUCUUCUGUCUGCUUCUGCCAGGUAGGCGUUAUGAGGAAAUACAGUUGGCGAUCUGCCACAAGCCGUGUGAGGCCUACUGAAUAUUCAUGUUGUAGACUUUGAGGCUGAAUACUGGUUAUCUGCCUAUUAAUCGAUGCUAGCCUAGAUGUGGCCCAGACCUGCUAGCAUUUACAACUAAAAUGUCUUUCAUAACCUUGUCUUUAACUUAUAAUAAAAGAAAAUAGAGUAAGAAAAUAUUUUUGUUUGCACAAAAAUAGUUACUUAAACCAAAAAUAACAUCACACUGUUUCAGAUAUUUUUUUUUAAACCCCCCCCCCCACCCCCCNCCCCCCCCCCCCAAUUCUGCCCAUGGACACCCUCAUCACACAUGGUCACAAAAUAUGUAACCCAACACCCCCCCCCCACACACACACACCCUUAAAUUCAUGACAUCAUUACUGAUGGCCUCUAAAUCUCCACCCCUGUCUAUCUAGUUUUCUUUUAACAGUGGCUAUGUAGCAGCUUUGUUAAAACUCAUCACAUGUAGUUUAUGUUGUAUAUAUAAAAAAGAGUUCAAAUUGUUUGCUAAGAUAAAUAAUUAUUCGUCUCUUUAUUAUAAUAACAAAAAGGAGUAUUUUAUUAUUUUAAGGUUUGAAUUACUGACCUCAGGAUACCAUGAGUGGCUCAACAUCAUCAGAACCAUCUGACAAAGUGUUAGACAGGUAUUCCAUAUUCCUUUUGUAUAAUAAAUUUAAUGCAUGAAUUUGGGGGUGAAAAUUGUUUGAACAUGAUUAUUUAUUAUUAUUAUAAUUAUUAUUAUUACAAUAUUCUUAUAUAUGGCUGGGCUCACUGCGCUUCCCAAACAAAUUUGCAAAAAUAAACAUGUCUUUAAAAAACAAUUACAUACAUUUAUUCAUUUAAAAAACAGAUUAAUAAAAAAUAUUGAACUUGCCCACCCCAGAACUAUUUAACCUGUUUAGCCAUGAACGGCAGCAUUGCGCAUCGUUUACGAUCAUAGUGGGGUGCGAAUGAGACGGGAUAGUAGAGUUUGAAGAGAUGAUUCUUGAGUGCAGUUUUGAAAGCCCGUUAUUUAAUAAAAUAGACUAAAAAGAAAGCUAUAUAAAAUAAAAAUGUCGCUAAAGGAUUUUCAUUAAUCUAUUUCAGAAGUAGAUUAAACUACUGGGUUCAACACAUUGCUAAAAUUCUGAAUAAAAAUCAAAAGAAGGCUAGCUCUGAAGAUGUUCAUCAGAUUCGAUUUGCUAGCAACAAAUUGCUUCAAGUAUUACAGCAAAUUGGUAAGUUUCGGAAUGGCCAAUCGAAUGGACCUUUAAAAUAUUCAUGGCUAUUCUGUUCAUGUUUUUUUUCUCCAAAGAACAAGGUUUUUGUUUAUUUAUUUAUUUUAAUUGGCUUUUAAGGAAAAGGCUGUUCAAUAAAAUAAAAAAAAUCUGAAUGGUAAUGUAAGGAUUCCAGGGCUAGCGAUAUUACAUAAUUUUGGCAAAGUAGACCAUAGAUGCAUGGGUGUUGGAGAAUAAAAGGAAAAAUUUUAUGACAUUAGCACAAAUCUGAGAGAUCAUAAUAGUUUUGUUAGUCUUGUUGUGUCAGAUAAUUAUUCUCUAAUUCCUUGAAAUAUCUUAGAAAUGUUAAAUUAUUUAUGAUAGACCCUAAUAUCUGGCCCUAAUAAUAUUUAGAUAUAUAUGUAUUCCAAUUAUAUCAUAAUGUAUAUGAUUACAAAAGAUGGAUUCUGGUUUAUUUUUUUCAAAGAAAAAUCCAGCAAGGAUGCAUUUGCAAAACACACUAUUUCAAUGGACACACUUAUUGCAGUUCUACAGGUAUUUAAAAAAAGGGUGUAUAUUAUGGAGCUGGCCUUAUCCAAUUUAAAACUGUAUACAAAAUACAAUGUUCCAAUUUGUGCCACCUCCAUUGUUCAAUAUCUGCAAAAUGUUACAUGGGAGACACAUGGAUUUUAAAAUAGGUAAUAUUUUUAAUAAAUAUUAACAUGUAUCUUUAAAAUACUGGAAAAUAAGAGUGUUUCCUGUAUUUAUUCUCUUUCUCUUUUAAAAUAUAAUACAUUAUGUUCUUUAAAAAAAAAUGUACUAUUCACUUUUAGCAGUGUGCAAUAAAAUUAUAUCACUAGGGAUACAACACUUUGGUAGAAAUAAUAUAUAUAAAAAAAGUUGACAGUGACAUGAGAAGUAUUCCUAAACAUCCAAAUUGAUGAUGAAUGAAGAUUUAAGCCACAUCACUUUUACCUUGUUUAUUAAUAUUUUCAGGUUGUCACCUGUGAACAGACUCUUGGAAAUGUAAUCAACAUUUUUCUUGACCUUGUGGGAAAACAACGUAAGUAAUUCAAUAAUGAUGUGUGCAUACCUAUUUACAAUGUAAGUCUUUCAGUAACAUAAGCCAUUCAAUAAUAAUUUACAAAUACUUAUUUAAGAAAGAAAGAGUGCAAUGGUUGCAUCAGCAUAUUUUACUAGGCAUCUCUUGUAAAAUCUGUUUUUAAUGAAAGUGAUCAAUUUUUAAAAAAUUAUUCUUUAGAAAAUACACUGCUUCUCAUUUUUAUUUGUUUUCUAUAUUUGGCAUAUAAGUCAUGAUUAAGAUAGAGUUUAACGUUUUAAUCUGAGUACAUAGUACAACUGUUAGUUUACAUACAUUAAACUUUAAAGUCAUAUUUCAAGCUAUUUAUUUAUAUGCUAGUAAUAUUAGUUGCACCUUUUAUGUUGAUUUCCCCAGAGCCAUCAAAACGUGCUUCACUUUUAGUCAAUCAUGGGCUAACCACAGUGCUGUUUCAGAUACUCAAACUGACCCACACCAAUGAUAUUGUUUUAGCAGAUGAUGUGUUGAUUUCAAUCCAUACUUUGCUAAGUCGAAUCGGCCAUAAAGGUUAUGAAUAUUUAAUUCACUUGUUCACUUAAAUGUAGCUAAGUAAUUUAACAUUUUUUUUUACUAUAGUUAGGGCAAGAGCAUGAAAAUUUCAGGAAAUUUGUCAUUUCAUUGAAGAUUCGUUGUUGUUGUUUUGUUUUUGAGGAAAAAAGCUGAACUUUAUAAUUAAUCAAAACGAAACCGUGGGUAGUUCCUGUCCUUUUGAUUACAUUACAGCUUUUGUCUAUUCCGUUUUAAAGUUACUGUAAGCUGAUCCCUUCCUGUCUUGAAAAGUUCAUGUUAUAUUGUUAUAUGCUAUCGCUCCCCUAACCUAUCCCACAAUGAGGUAAACUAAAUCUUCAGGAUUUUUCAUUGCCCAUAUUUGUAUCAUUUUAAGUGAUACAGAGAUCUCUCUUUUUUUUAAUUUUUUUUUUAUUAAAUAACAUUAGAAGACAAUAGUUGAAAAGCAAUUUUAAAAAAAAGUGAGUUGGAGAUUAUGUAAAAAAUGUGGAUUUGCAUCUUAAUUUAGAAAAAUUUGCAAAAUAUCCAAGCGAUGGAUCACUAGCCUAGGUUAUAGAUAAAUCUGGAAAAUGCCAAAUUAUCAUAAAAUAGUGACUUGAUCGGACGUUAAUUUUACUAUUAAAACAUAACAAUACACUACACAACUGAAGGUCACAUAUUCCUUUUAGAUGACACUGUCAAAUAAACAGGUAUCUCAUUUAAUGUUUUUAAAUUAAAAGUUCUUUAUAAAAGUUUUUAUUGUGGGAGAUGAAUAUUAAUAUUUAUUUGUAUUAUUUGGGUUAGUGAUGCUUAAUAUAAUUAAAAUAUUAUGCCUUGUCACCUCUACAAUUUACAUUAUGGAAGAUUGCUUCACAAUAACUACCAAUCAAAGCAAACUAUUGAAUGUACUGACUAGUGUAGAUUUACAGGGUCAUCCUUGAAUCAAUCUAUUGGGUAGUAUGUUUAAGUUUAUUUUUUUUAAAUUUCAGAUCGUAAGUUUGCGGUGAAGGCGCGGCUUCAUCAAAGCUUGAUGUUGACAUUAAACUUGGUGAAGGCUCAUUCUCACAACUUCAGAAAUCUUCAGCCUCUCCUUCAGGUGCUCAAACUCUACACCAGCAAUAGUAAGUGUAAAAAAAUGAGCAGUGUGCCAGUGACAUUGUGUUACAAUAUCAGUGCCACUUAAUUUAACCCAAAGUAUAUCAUAAAAACCCUUAGUUUAAAAAAAAAAUGAAUCUUGUUUUUUGUUUUUUUGUUAUCUACAGGUGUCAAUGCAUCUUACCUUGGGAAACACAGUGCUGUUAACUUAAUGUUCAAGGUUAUCAGCUACUGUGGCAAAAGGCACACUGUGGAUUUGAGAUUAGCACUUGAAAAUCUCUGUAACUUGACCAAAUCUAGUAAGUUUAAAAAAAUAAAUAUUUUAGACCAACAGGCAAGUCUGACCAUUUUGGUUUGUAGAUUUUUUAUUUAUUCCCCCCUUAAUUUCUGACAAUAUGUAGUGCCCUUCUUCUACUAUUCAAAUGUUUUUUUUUUGUAUUUCAGAAAGUAAUUCUGCAAGACUCAUUGGAAUGGAAGGCAUCUCUCAACUACUAACUCUGCAUUCUGACUGGCAGAUGCUGGACAGUAAGCACAGAAACUUAGCCAUAAGGCGAUCAAUCCUUCUCAUUCUUAAAAAUAUCACAAGUCUAAGUGAGUCAUAGUUUUUCAUUAUUAUUAUUAUUAUUAUUAUUAAAGUGGUCUUAUAUAGCACGGUACCCCAGCCUAGGGCUAGGCUCACUGUGGUACCCCAGCCUAGGGCUAUGCUCACCGUUCUUCACAUAAAAAUUAUGAAAAAGAGAAACAUGACAUUAAAAAACAGUUACAUAAAAUUAUUCAUUUAAAGCAGCUUUGUAAAAAUGUUGACCUCGCCCACCCAAGUACUAUUCUCCCCUGUCGAGCCAUGGACGGCACCCAGCAGCAUCGAGCAUUGUUAAUCGGUCAGAGGGGGGUGAGAAUGAGUCCAAAUAGUAGAGUAUAAAGAGUUGUGUCUUGAGUGCUGUUUUGAAGGCUUGGAUGGUCAGUAUAAUCCGGAUGUUUAAUGGGAUAGAAUUCCACAGAAAGAGAAAAAUUGUUAACCGUAUGUUUCAGUGUGUGUCUUUGGAACAUAAAGAAUACGCAUGCUUUACAACAUACCUAUAAAUUAAGUAGUGCCACUCUGCUACCCAUGAUCAGUACCAGUUGUAUUUUUAUUUCAGAUUUUUAAAACUACCAUAAACAUUGUUUUUUCUUUGUAAUUUAUGGUUCUAUAAUAUAAAAUAUGAAUUUUUUCUUACAUUAAAAUAUAUAUCAAGACUUGAUUUUAAAAAGGCGUGGCUUGCUCUCUAUUAAAAUUUUUAAAUACAUUUAAAAUGGAUGGUUCUGCCUAUUUACGAGUUUGCAAUGUACAGAUUUUUACUGAAGAAUUCGAUAUUCUUUAUUGCAAACAAAUAAGUGAGAUACAUUUUUAAAUUUGAUUUCCGUAUUAGGCAAUCUUUAUUGCAAAUAAAUAAGUUGCAUACAUUUUUAAAAUUGAUUUCUGGAUGGAAUCAAAUUAAAAAAUAAACUUUUCAAGAAAAUAAAAAUCUAAGUUUUUAAUCUUCAGGAUCAGGUCGUAAAGCUUUUGUAGAGGCUAAUGGUAUCCGAACUUUGUAUGAGAGUGCACUGGAAGCAAGUGAUAGUCGGGACAUGGAGAGCUUAAUUCUGUUGGCCAGCGUGAUCCUUCGGAAAUGUUGCCCGAGAAAUAAAUUACCUCUGGACUCAACUUUGAGCCCAGUCAUAUUUCCACUGCCAACAUCAUCCAUUCAUACUCCUGAAUGUGUCCGCUUGGCCAACUCUUCUGGUGAGUGAUGAAUUUGUUGAUGUUUAGUUUUUAGACUGUGCAAAAUUGUAAGCUUUAUCAUCAUUCAAAAAGUCUCUGACAUUUAAAUUAGGGUUAUUUGUUUGGUAAGCUCCAAGUCUGGCAAUACUACAUUUUGAACUAAUGACUUAAAUUAUUCAAGUAUAGAUUGAUUUGGGAUUGGGUGGCAAAGUAAAUAUGCGAUGGUAGAGACAUCUAAGGAAUCCACUUAAAAUGUCCACUUUAAGUUUGUGACUUUUGUGAAUUUGUAAAAAUGCAUGUUGGCUAGUGUUGUUUAAACCAAUGUUGAGUUGCUCUUGGCUGUACAUUUACAGGGAUGUUAAGGCCACAAAGAAGUCAUGCCAUUUUUUUUAAUCAUCGUGCAUCUAAUGUCAUUCUGUUUCUCAAUCUACCUCUCUGAAAAAAUAACUUCAUUUGUGAACCCACUCAAUGAAGAUGCGGUUAGUGAGCAGUUGAUCAACAGGAGUUAUUUUUAAAUUUUAGAAGAGAAUAAAUAUCUCAAAGGGGAAUUAACUCUUUGAUUAGAUAAAUGUAUUAGCAAUAAUGCCUAAGGAUUGUGUAUCAAAGCUUAAGAUGAAAGUUUUAGCAAUAAUGCCUAAGGAUUGUGUAUCAAAGCUUAAGAUGAAAGUUUUAGCAAUAAUGCCUAAGGAUUGUGUAUCAAAGCUUAAGAUGAAAGUUUUAGCAAUAAUGCCUAAGUAUUGUGUGUUAAAGCUUAGGAGGAAAGUUUCAGCAAUGCUGGCUGUGUAUUAACCUUACUGCAGCUACUCUCAACCUCUUCACAUUGUGAUGUGAAUGAGCAAGAAAAGCUCAUGAGAAUAUUAGUUGAACUUUCUAUGACACUUUUCUACAAGCAACUUGAUUUCCAGAAGAAUGGGUUGUUCCUUUUUUUCAUGUUAAUAUUAUUCUGUAAAAAAUAAUGCUAGCUGCGUCAUCUGGUGGCCAUACUUCUUUGAUUACAUCCGGAGUUUUGACCCCUGACUUAACUGAAGAGCAGGCCCGGACUAAUGAGACAUUCAUAUCACAGAAGCUACAGCAAAUUUGUGGUGCAUUCUACAAUUUAGUGAUACCUGGUACAUGCUGGGAAUUUCAACCUUCUGAUUCAUUGAUUUAUGUUUUGAUCAGUCCAUUAAUUUAUUGUUUUUUUUUAAAUUUUGCAUCAAGAUUUUGAGUUUCCAUUAAUCAAAUUUUAGUGCAUAUGAUUCUCAUUUAAAUUGUUUUUUAUUUUUUUAAAUUCUACUUUGGAAAGAUAUCAUUACAAUUAUUUGAAUAUUUGUACUAUUCAGUUAGAGUUUUGCUUUAUACAUAAAGUCCUCAUGCAUAUUUAAGCCAUACUUUAUUAAAAAAAUUAUUGAAAAUUCUGAAACUGAAUUGUAUAAAUUUAGGUCAAAAGAGUUUUAGCAUUUGAUUCUUUUUGUUUUUGUGUUCUUGAUGAUUCCUGCAAGAAGUCACAUACUCAAGUUAGUCUUAGAGCCUGACGCUGAGCUCAAGUCUAAGAGCCUGAUGCUGAGCUCAAGAUUUAUAGCCUGAUGCUGAGCUCAAGUAAUAGAGCCUGAUGCUGAGCUCAAGAUUUAUAGCCUGGUGAUGAGCUCAAGUCUUAGAGCCUGAUGCUGAGCUCAAGAUUUAUAGCCUGAUCAUGAGCUCUAGGCUUAGAUCCUGAUGUUGAGCUCAAGCCUUAGAGCCUGAUGCUGAGCUCAAGAUUUAUAGCCUGAUCAUGAGCUCUAGGCUUAGAGCCUGAUGUUGAGCUCAAGCCUUAGAGCCUGAUGCUGAGCUCAAGUCUUAGAGCCUGAUGCUGAGCUCAAGUCUUAGAGUCUGAUGUUGAGCUCAGGUCUUAGAGCCUGAUAUUGAGCUCAAGUCCUAGAGCCUGAUGCUGAGCUCAAGUCUUAGAGCCUGAUGCUGAGCUCAAGUCUUAGAGCCUGAUACUGAGCUCAAGUCUUAGAGCCUGAUGCUGAGCUCAAGUCUUAGAGCAUGAUGGUGAGCUCAAGAUUUAUAGCCUGAGGUGGAGCUCAAGUCUUAGAGCCUGAUUGGUGGUUGAAAUCAUUUUUUCCUCACAGACAAUAUUAAUUUAAAGAAGAAUAUUUGCUACUUAUAUAUUUAUAAAUAGGAAUAUUUUGGUAAUCUUUGAUGUAGCAAAAUAUAAAAUGAGUGAGUCUUAGCUUUAGAUUUAAGGUGUUCCUAAAGAAAAUUAGAGAAUUAUUGGACAAAUAAUUUUGUAAAUUUUGUAUAUGACAGAUAUAAAUUAAGGCUGUGUAGAUAAAAAAAAAAGUAAAUUAUUUAUGAUAAUAAUGAUAUAUUUUUUCUAUAGCUCAGGUUUAUAAAUUUAUAAAUUUUAUUCUUAAGACUUUAUCAAUAUAUUUUAAUAAUGAAAAUUUAUAGUUAUAUAGAAUUGAAGAAAGUCCAUUAUUUUUUCAUAUUUUAUCAAUUUAAAAGCUUUUAUUCUAAAAUUAUGAAUGAACUUACAUUUUAUUUGCAAUGCCAGAUAUAAUAAAAUACUGCAUAUAGAUUUACUGUAUAUUUGAUUAAUAUCACUAAAGGAACUGGCCAACCUAAAGCCAGAGCAGAGAGUGAGCACAGUUCCAUCGAUGAGGAGGAAGAAGAUGAUGACAUUGAUAGUGAUGAUGAACGGUUUCGUACAGAACCUGAGGAAGUGAGUUAAUUUUUUUCCGCUUUUAAAUUUUAUAAUAAUUUAAACAGAUUUCCCGAAUUUUUACUCAGCCUAUUUCUUUUAAUAACAUUAACACUAUAAAUUAGUUUAUUAACACUCAAAGUUUGUGUAUUAGUAUUAAAAUAGUAUAAACAGCAUGUCUUGUGAUGAAAUUUGAAAUCAAUGUUCAUUAUAAGACAAAAAGUUUUAAAACGAUGCUAUACUUCAACAUUUUCCAGCUUCUAACAUAUCUAAUGUCUCCUGUUUGUGUGUAAUAAAUAUAUUUUAUUGAAUACUUGCAGCCGGAUGAGGAUUUACAAGACGGCCCUGACCUUAAUGAAGGUAGAACUUUGGAAGAUCUUCACACUUACGACCAAUUCUUUGCUGAAGCCACAGAGUCGGAGGUUAAUAUCUCAAAGCUUAGUUUGAUAUUUUACAAGGUUGUCGCUGUGGGAUAAUAAAUUCUGUCCAGCUGUUUUUGUUGUUUGCAUUUGUCUUGGCUUUUUGAUUUCCAGGGAGCAGAAGGCAAACAGGUUUUUAAAGAUUUCUUAUUUCUUUAAUAAUACCCAUAUUCAAAGAUGAACUAUUGAAAUGUUUUACAAGUGGUGUCUGACCCAAAUAUUAUCAGUGCUGUGCUGCAAUGUCAUCUGCCUGUUUUGGCAAGAGCAGACCUGUUUACUCUUAUGACUUCGGCUUACAAUCUAUGAUUUUGAGGUGUCUUUUACAAUUGUACUCCAAGACCUUUCAUAAAUAUGAUCUUAAAAACUGGGUUGAAAAUAUAUUCAUUCCUGUAGUUUUUCCAAUAAAUAAAUAAUAUUUAAAAAGAGCAUUUUGGGUUGUUAGCUUCAAGCAGCUUUCUACAUCCAGCAGUGAAUGGGUCCAGAAAUAUGAUUGAUUAAGAACCUACUAUUAUAAUAUUAAUUUUGGAAUGAGAGGGAAGGUGGUGGUGUUGAUUUAGGAGAUUUUGGGUGUGGGGAGGGGGGGUGUCCAAAUUUUUAAGUCUAUAAAUUAACACUGCCACAUUUUCACAAUGAUAAUGGAGAUAAGCAUAUUGUUGCUUUGUGUCUAGACACGGAAACAGUUGUAUUAGCGUAGUCGUCUUGGCGACAAUUUUAGUAAAACCUUGCUUUUGUCAUCUUCGAAGCUGUAUGACAUAACAAAAUUAUUUCAUGCAGCAAGUGCUGAAACAGAGAAAACUAGAGAAUGCAUUCUCAACUGUUCCACCGAGCAACAUUAAAUUUUGACAUAUUUUAUAGAAUCUGAGAGGACCGUUGCAUCUAUUUUUAGAAUCCACAUAACAACUGUAUGACUUUUAAUACCCCCUUUUGGUUCCAAUGCUCCUCUUCUUUUCACCCAUUUACAGCUUGUGAUAGUUUUCAGACUACAAUAUAUUAGCAGGAAAUAGGCUUUUCAAGUUCCUUGGUAGGAUGUUUAAAUGAUGUCAUCAUUUGUUAAUUAAUUCUUAUUUCAAUCAAUUUUAUUUUAUCCUGAUCUGACUUUGAGUUUGAAUCACAUUAAAUUUCAUCAGUAACUUUAUUUUUAACAGUGAAGGAGUGUGAUUAUGUGAUCUGUAUGUCCACUCAAUAUAAAUUAAUAUUAUAGCAAAUACACGUCUGCAAAACAAAGUGACUGCAGAUUGCAAUAUAAACGACAGUCAUCUACUUUUAGAAAUUGCCUUUUUUUUUUUAUGCCAGCUAAACUAGAUCCCACUAGACACACCUUGUGAGUAGUAUGCAUUAUUAUAUAUUUUAUGUUUAUUUAUUGAUAUUAAGAUAUUGUAUGGUAGGAUUUUUGACGAUGUUGUAAAAUUUUAGCAGUUUGAGGGUAGACAGGUCUGCUAGAGGUAGUGGGUUUGAAAUCCUCAAGAUCAUCUCCAGCUUUGAGCAAAUAGCUUGUAGGAAUGGACUCACCAGCCCAGUAGGCAGCUGUAAGCCGUGAAUGAUAAUUUAAAACAAAAACAAACAAAAAACUCCUUAUAGCUCUGAUUUGCACAUGAACAAUUUUGUUAAAAACCUUGAACUUAUUUCACUAGACACAGUUUUGCACAAGUUCAACGGCCACUCCGUUACAAAGAUGCCACUCUGGGUUUUUAAGUAGCUAUCAGCCUAGCAGCAGUGUUGAUAGUCCAACCAUGAAGCACACUGUAUCUGAUGUCAACAUUCAUGACAAGCAGAAACGACUUAGUAUUGAAUCAUCAAGCGCCCCAAACAUAUUCCAGCAAUUUCUAGCUGAGAAAGGUUUGUCACUUAUCCCCCCCCAUUAACUUUUUUAUGUCUUUUAAAAAUGUUGUUUACACAUUUCAAAGUAAUUUUCUAUUAAUUAACUCUCCCAGUUAGUUUGUGAUAUCAGAUUAAAAUGAUCUUUUUCUCUCCCAGGCAAUCAGGAAGAAAAAAGUGUUAGUGCUUUAAAUUUAAAAUCAGGAGCAACCAUUUUUUCCCUUGACAUGGGGCAGCGCCAGAACAUUUUGUCUGUCAAAACUUCCAAGAGCAACUCUAGAAGCAAGCAGAAAAAAAAACUGCCAGCAUCAAAGGACCGUCGUAACAGUCGAAAGAUUUCAGUGACACACUUGGAUGAAUGUUUGAUUGAUGGGUUGACCGCGAUGAGGUCUAUGCAAGUUGAAGAUGUUGAUCAGGUGACCAACUUGCACAACAUUUUUGCCUUUGAUUAAUCUAUUGAGAUUUGAGCCCAUCUCGGACCAUUGUCUUGUUAUGCAUUUGACUUGAUACUCGGACCAUUGUCUUGUUAUGCAUUUGACUUGAUACUCGGACCAUUGUCUUGUUAUGUAUUUGACUUGAUACUCGGACCAUUGUCUUGUUAUGCAUUUGACUUGAUACUCGGACCAUUGUCUUGUUAUGCAUUUGACUUGAUACACGGACCAUUGUCUUGUUAUGCAUUUGACUUUAUAUUGAAACCAACGGUAUUCAUUUAUUUAAGCAGGCUAGUGUGAAAGUUUCCAAUUUCAGUUUCAGUGACUGACAGUUAACGUAAUGUAAUUUAUUAAAUUGUAUUUCUUUAUAUUAUUUUAUUUGUUCAACUUAUACUUUAAAUUCCUUGGAAUAUGUUUUGUUUAGUCACACAUUUUUUAAAAGCCAUGUUGAAUGAAAAUACAAAAUGAAAUUAUUGCUAUACCCCUUUCAAAGAAAUUACAAGAUGUUUGAUCAAUCCCUAGAAUGUAAUAUUAAUUUAAUGUUAAAUCUAACAAGAAAAUUAAUAUCACAGUUGAACACACAGAAAUAACAGCAAAGGGGGAAAAGGGGGGGGGGGGGGGUGGGGCUAUAAUCUUUAUGGAAUAAAAUGAACGGACGAAUAUAUGUCAUCCUUGUCUUCAAGACCUUUGAUCAAAAUUAAAUUUGAUUUAUUUGUAAAUAUUUUGUAAACUCUGGAGCUAAUCAACAGGUCCUACUUACUGUCCUAUAUUUCUGCUCAGGUGACAUUUUAUGAUGAGUUUGAAGAUGAGUUCUGUGAGUUUCCCCAUGAUGCAGAUCUCUACACCCGGCUGGCAGCUCAGACACAGAGUACACACAUGUUCCAAAAACUGGCAUUUCCUGAUCUUUAUGGGAUAAAAGGGCUUUAUAAAGUGAUGGAGCCCUUGAGUAGUCGCAAAUUUGGUGUUCAAAGGUUGGUCAAGUUAUUUUUUUAUAUUUAUUAAUCAUAUUAGUGUAAACCAGGCCAAGAUUCUGCUGAAUUUCAUUUCAUCUCCAUUACAUCCUCUAAUCCUUAGCUUUUUUUUCUUUUUUUUUAAAAUGGAUAUAAUCUUUAACCAGUCCUUUAAAACUUUUGUUAAAUUUUAGUUUGAGAUUAGUAGAAUUCAUAAAAUUGUGUUUAUUCUCCAACCCUUCUGAAAUCCUUUCCACUGACCUCUACAGAUGUGUCCUAUAGGUUAUGAGCCCUUGCAUUAAUGUAUCUGAUCAAUGUUUACGGUCUAAACAAUGUUAUGGAAGAAUAAGCUUGACAGGCCCAUAAAUUAAGUCAUCUUGACAGGCUAAUGCAGUAAUGUUAUCAAUUUAAUUUUCUUUUUCGGUACAAGGUCUAAGAUCUUUGAGGACAUUGAUCGAAUGAUUCAUGCCGACCAACUUGUAGAUCGUGUUGUCUAUGACUAUGAUAAAAUCGUGCUAGAGCAAGGGGGUACUUGUAGUGGGAGAGCGUCUGAUGUGGAAAGCAAUGAUACAGACCAAACAGGAUUAUCUAACCAAGACGAGCUGAGGUAAAAUUGUGUAUGAGGUACUGUUAGUGAAAAUUUUGGUAUAUUAUAUUGAACAAUUAUCCUUUCAUCUUUUACAAAUUUGAUUGUAAAAGUGCAAACAGUUGCAGAAAUAGGCAAGAAUGGAAAGUAUCUCUUUUUAAACAAAACAAAUGCCAGUUAGAAAGUGACAUACUCUGCAUAAUUUAGUAUUAAGUAUAAUAUAAUGUUGUAAGAUAAAGGUAAAGUAGAGAAAGUUUACUUGUGACCUAUUGAAUGAAGCUUCAUCCAAGUUUUACAGACUAUGUUAUUGGAAUAAAAUGCUGCACUAAUGUCAUUUUUUUAAAUUUUAAAUCUUCAUGGCAAUGAAACAUACACAAGAGCAAAACAAACUAAAUAUUGUCAGAAGUUGAACUUACGGAUAAUUUUUUUUGCUUGCGUCCUUUUUUUUUUUGUUUCACUUGACCUAACCAGAAAGUAUACCAUUAAUAAUGUUUUAUUUGUCAGUAAGAUUUGAUCAGCUCUCUCUGUUCUAGGUUAGGUUUCCUGGAUGUACAUUUGAUGACCUCUUUGUUCUAGGUUAGGUUUCCUUGAUGUACAUACAGAGUCUCUCAAAUUUUCUGCCCAGUUUGAAUGUGGCAAUCUCAGAAAAGCUAUACAAGUAAGUUGAAGGUCAACAAGAAAGAAAAAGGAAAUGCUAAUAUAUGUCAAACAUCCCCCCUUUUCCCUUUUUUUUCUCCAUUAAGUUAUUUCAAAUGACAUUGAGCUAAAAAUUGGCAUAAAUUGUUACAUUCAUUUGCAAACUCAAAGUAGUAUAAUUUACAUCAGUGGCUUAAUUCUCACAAUCAUUCAGGUGAGCCAUUCAGUAGUGAGGCAUUGUGUAUUUAAAAGGAUGAGACAGUAUGUAUAUAUAUAUACUACUGAGACAUUCUGCAUUUAUGCAGCUGGACAUUAUGUUAUAUGAAUUGUCACAGGUGUGACAGUAUGAAUAUAAAUUGUCAUAAUUUAUACAGGUGAGACAGUAUAAAUAUGGAUUGUCAUAAUUUAUACAGGUGAGACAGUAUGAAUAUGAAUUGUCAUAAUUUAUACAGGUGAGACAGUAUAUAUGGAUUGUCAUAAUUUAUACAGGUGAGACAGUAUGAAUAUGAAUUGUCAUAAUUUAUACAGGUGAGACAGUAUGAAUAUGAAUUAUCAUAAUUUAUACAGGUGAGACACUAUGAAUAUGGAUUGUCAUAAUUGAUACAGGUGAGACAGUAUGAAUAUGAAUUGUCAUAAUUUCUACAGGUGAGACAGUAUGAAUAUGAAUUGUCAUAAUUUAUACAGGUGAGACAGUAUGAAUAUGAAUUAUCAUAAUUUAUACAGGUGAGACACUAUGAAUAUGGAUUGUCAUAAUUGAUACAGUUGAGACACUAUGAAUAUGAACUGUCCUAAUUUCUACAGGUGAGACAGUAUGAAUAUGAACUGUCCUAAUUUCUACAGGUGAGACAGUAUGAAUAUGAACUGUCCUAAUUUCUACAGGUGAGACAGUAUGAAUAUGAACUGUCCUAAUUUCUACAGGUGAGACAGUAUGAAUAUGAUCUGAUCCUGAACCCUGACAUAAACUCCAACCAUCACCACCAGUGGUUUUACUUUGAAGUGAGCAACAUGAGGCAAGGCCAGCCUUACAGGUUCAACAUUGUCAACUGUGAGAAAGUCAACAGCCAGUUUAACUUUGGUGAGUCUUGCCACGGCACUUGGGGUAAUACCUGGUUGACAUUAUGACCUGAUUGACAUCAUGACCCGAUUGACAUCAUGACCUGAUUGACAUCAUGACCUGAUUGACAUCAUGACCUGAUUGACAUCAUGACCUGAUUGACAUCAUGACCUGGUUGACGACAUGACCUGGUUGACAUCAUGAUCAGUUUUGGAAAAGUUCAUUGCAAUAAUUAUGUAUGACGUAUGUUCAUUAAAAAACUUUCAAGUUAUCUUGUUAUCACUAUCAUCAGGCUGUUCUACAGAAAAUUAAAUGUGAGCAAAUAAAAUUUGGAAACCAUCUUUUUUUGUACUCUUGAAGCUCAACACUAUUUUUAAAAAAAUGAAGCAGGUGCACAAUAGUAUUUUGCUAUCAACAUCUGUAAGAGAAGGUGCAAUUAAUUAUUAUUUUUUUUGCUUGUAAACUUCCCAAGGCCAAUUACUCUGUAUGGCAUAUGGUUCAAAAGAGUCGAAAUAAGGUUUAUAGACAUAAAUAAACAUUUUAUUUUAGCAAUGAAAAACAAUGCUAAUAUUAUUUUCAUUAACUGAAUUAACUUUCAAUAUCCUCAUUAUUUCAAGGAGCACAACUUUAUCCAUGAAUCUUUUAAGUUCCACAAAUAAUAACAUUCAUGUUAAAAUGAGGAAUUUUAUUUUACACCAAAAUAGUGGGGGGAAAGAAAUGGGGUGGGAGGGGGGUGUUUAAGCUUGACAACUAGUUUCUCCUUGAUUAUAAUCCAUACUUUUCAGGCAUGCAACCCUUGAUGAUGUCAGUAAUUGAAGCCCUUGAAGGCAACCCAUGCUGGGCCAGAGUUGGUAAAGAUAUUUGCUACUAUAAAAACCAUUUCAUCCGCAAUGCAAACACCACUGGUGGAAUACAAGGCAAAUCCUACUACACAACAACCUUCACCUUGACCUUCCCACAUGCUGGAGACGUAUGCUACUUGAGCUACCACUAUCCAUACACCUACACUGCUUUAAAGGUAUUCCAUUAUUUAUGGCAGUUUUCCUCAAAUCAGAUACAAAAAAAAAACCAGUGAAGUGAAGAUGUGAUUAUGUCACAUUCAAAAUUAAUUAAAGUGUAUUGAACAUGAUUAUCUGCCCAUGUUUAUGUGACAGACAUUUUAAUGACACUAAUCAGAGAAUAAAUUGGAAUGUUUUUAUGUUUUGUUUAAUUCUUUCAUUGGGCCUGAAUGUUAUUAUUUUUAUCUAAUUGCAAGGGUUUGUGUUAUCAUUUUAUUAGAUAGCUAGCAUUAUAUUUAGACUAUUAUUAUUUAAGUUUCUCUUUUGGAAAGUGACAAAUGUUAAAAAGUUUCCCCGUUAUUUUCUCUGUUUAAGAGGACAUGUAAAUAUACUCAUAUUCCUUUGUCUGUGCUGUAUUUACAAACAUAUAUAUCUUUGGUUUGCGUGGUGCUUCAGAGAAAGUUUGUAUAACAAACAUCCAGCUAUGUGGAAAUACUUUCCCUUUUUGUAUCUUAAUUACUGUAGUUAGGUGGUACUUAAAAACUUAGUUUUAAAAAAAUUUUCUUGCCUUGCUUUAAACAGAAAUUGCACCAUAAAUAUAUGUGAUGAAAACAAGAGGUAUUUAGGAUUGCCAUGUACUAUGAUAGUAUUAAUGUUGAUCUAAAAACUUUUCUUUAACUAACUUAAUAAAGGAUGACUUUGACAUGUAUGCCAAGUGGUAUGAUAUGUGCCUAUUUUCUGCCUGGUUAAAUCUUGUGUUCUGUACUUGAUUUUGUACAUUAUUUUUCCUUGGUUAUUAAAAAUGUUGUAUAUAUAUAUUAUUUCAGCAUUUACUCUUUGAUUUACUCUUCUAUCAAAUCUCAUUGGAUGUAAUCGUAAAAUGUGAUCCCAACUCAUCUGUGGUCUGUGUAACAACUAAUCGUUAUUCCUCAUUCUACAUUCUUUUUAUAACUCACAUCACACGAUUCACAUCAUGAUCAUUCACUCUAUUUAUCCAACCAAUAUUCACACCUUUAAGUUUAAACAUUCAUGUAAACAACUCACCACGUCCAGUCAUACCACAUGAUAACAACAGAGGCCGAUGAGGUCACAAAGUUCACUUGAUACACACUAGAAUAAUCAUCAGUCACACACACUGUCACAUAGUAUGUACAAUAAAAUCUUGUACCCAUAAACAAGUCAUUUAAUAUUGUUUUUUGUUUGUUUCAGACCCAUCUCAAACAAUGGGAACAGCAUUACAAUGACAACCUUAUCUACUUCCGUAACCAAUCACUGUGCACAACGCUGGGAGGCAACACUGUACCAUUGCUUACUAUUACAGCCCAGCCUCGACGUACUGACAAAGAAGGUCUGGAAGAGCUACGUAAGUGUUUUCAGGUUUUGUUUUUACCAGCUGUAAGUGUAAGUCGAUUACUUUCAAAACUAUAUGUAGUAAAUGUAAAAUUUUAAAAAAUCCUUUAACAAAAAAAAGAAAAGUAUAUAAUAAAUAAAAAUAUUAGAAUUUAUAGAUUUCUAACUAAAUGUCUUUUACAUGGGAUACCUAUUUUUUGCAUCUGUUGUUGGUGUUCCAUAUUUGUAUAUCAUAUACAUUCUUUUUUUACCUUGUUUUAAAUUAUUUUUUUCACACAAUUUCAAAUUAUCUUGUAGAAAAGUUAAAUAAUAUUUAUUGCAGUGAAGUACCAAGCCUACUGGUCCAGUCAAAAUGGUCAUAGAAGCAGUGGUUAGAUGAAUGAAUUUUGGUAUAAAAAUAGAGCUUUGACUGAAUCAUUCAUGAAUAGUCUUAGUGUCCGAAUUGGGAGUCGCUUUGAGAUCAUUUUAAAACAUCAUCAGUACUCUUGUGCUAAUUCAUUGUCUCAAGUAUACUUUUAAUUUGUUUUAAAUACUUUUUGAUAUAAUUUAUUAUAACUCUGUUGUUACAGAUCAUGGCAUCUUACAAUUUACAUUGUUUCACUAACUACCAUUUACUUUUAAUAAACCGGGAGCUUUAGAGGAGAUGGCUGAACCCAACUUAAUAAGACUUAUUAGAAAGUUAGACUGUUAGAGCUGGAAGUUCUCUAACUAACUGAAAUAAAUGAUGCCUUCUACAGACCUGUUUACUCUUAAGAUUUUGGCAUAAAAUGUAACAUUUUCAGAUGUUUUUUACACUUGUACAACAAGACCUGUCAGAACUAUGAUUUUAAGAGACCGGGUUGAAAAUAUAUACAUAAUGUAACGUAACCAACAUUAGAUUUCAACAUAUUUUAUAGGAUCUGAGAGGGCCUUUGAAAUCUAUUUUAUAACGCACCAAACAGCUUUAUGAUUUUCAAACCCCUCUUCCUUUCACCGAUUGACAGCAUGUGGUAGUUAUCAGACUGUAAUGUAUUAACGGGAAAUGGGCAUAAUGGAUAUUGAUUCUCAAUAUUUUUUUUUUAAAAACGCAAACGUAAAAAAUAAAUCUCAAGCUACUUGGUAGGUUUUUUAAUUUUUUUUAUUUCAUGCUGAUCUGACUUAGAGUUUAAAUCAUAUUAAACUUCACCAAUAACUAUAAUAUACUUUUACCAGUAACAGACUGUAAUAAUGUGAUCUGCAUGUUCUCCUAAAUAUUAAUUGAUAUCUAUAGCAGACAGACAUCUGCAAGACAAAUUGACAGCAGAUUACAAUAUAGACAUCAGUCAUGAACUUUUAGAAGUUACAUUUUUGAUGCCAACUUAACUCGAUCCCACUAGACACGCAAUGCGAGUAGUUAUUGUAUACAUUAUAUAUUUAUGUUUCCUUAUUUACUAUUAAGAUACCGGUACUGCAUUGUACAUUUUGAGACAAUUUAGUAUGAUUUUAGGAGUUCGAGGGUAAACAGGUCUGCUUCUGAUUAUUUAGGCUUCAAUUAUCCAGAGCAUCACAUACAACUGACAAAAUUUUUUUAAUGAAAUCUCUUUGGGCUUUUAUGAUCAGAAAUAAAAUUUUAAAUCUCUAUACUGUAAAUUGAAAAUCAUAGACAGGGAAAUGUAUAGUUAGAUGCAAAAACAUGGUAAUUUAUUUAAAAUAUAAAUUAAAGUAACUAAAGAUAAUUAUUUCAGCUUUUCAUUGUUUUAUAAAGGGUAUUUUAUUUUUGCAAAGGGUUUGUAUCCAAGAAGUUGUGAUGUAUGCACUAUCACAAUUCAUCUCUUUGGAAGUCAUGCAAAUAAAAUUUGAUAUAUUAUAGUGAGCUUUAUUUUAAUUUCUAUAUGCUUCAUUUCUGUACUAAUGUUAUUAAUUGUGUUCAUUGGUGUGUACUAUAAUUUUAUUAUGAAACUUGCCCAAAUCCAGGUAGCAGGCCUUACAUUUUCUUGAGUGGAAGAGUGCAUCCAGGGGAGAGUAAUGCUAGUUGGGUUAUGAAAGGUCAGUAAAAAAUGGAAUAAAAUUUUGUGUUUGUUUAUUGGAUUAAUAAGUUGUGUUAACAAGUUGUGUUGAUGAGUUGUGUCGAUAGGUUAAUAAGUUGUGUUAAUAUGUUGUGUUAAAUAAGUUAAAAAAGUUGUGUUGAUAAGGUUAUUAUCAAAUAAUCUUGAGAAACACUUUGUUAAUAUUGUCAUUCUUAUUUUUAUAUAAAAACACUUUGAUACCAUAUUGUGACAAGAUUUUGGCAGUUUGUUUUUACUGAGGUGUUGGGUUAGCGCUCUCAACCAAAACUAAUGUAUGCAAGGUUUAUGUUGUUUGGUAGAUGGUUAUGGGGCUGGGAAAAUUUAAUUUUUGGAACCUUUGCAUGCGGACAUCAACAAAUACACAGUUAAUUUAAUAUCUCAUAAUAAAUUGGAAGCCCAAUUUUUCAAAUUUGAUUUCAAGGAACCAUUGACUUCCUCUUAAGUCGAAAACCUCAAGCACAGCAUGUAAGAGAGAUGUACAUCUUCAAAAUUGUGCCUAUGCUAAACCCUGAUGGAGUUAUUAAUGGCAAGUAAGUUGAAAUCACCAUUUCCAUUUAAAGAGAUUAAUCUGGUCAAAAUGUCAUCAGUAAACCAACAAAAUGUUAAUCAUCAGAAAACUUUUAAUGACAAAGCCAUGUUUGGACAAGAAUGAAAUCAAGAAAAUCAUUUUUUUAAAGUCUUUUUUUUCCCACAUCAAUUAAAAUUAUUAAAGUUUCUACCUUUAUUGUGUCCCACUUAACUCUCGCUUUGCAUUGUGAAUAUCUUUUCACUCAUAUUUGCAUCAUUUAACAAUAGCAAAUAUUCAAAAUUGAGUUGGUUUACGUUCUACUGUUCUAUAUAAAUUAUAAGAUGUAAACGCAAAUGUAAAUAUGUUUGUCAUUUUAAGAAAGAUAAAGAAUUGACUUAAACCUUAUCAGCACGUCUAUCAGUGUAUUUGUUAAAAUAAACCUAACCACACUUUCAAAUGUAAUGCAUUUUCCAGCCACCGGUCGUCGCUAGUAGGAGAAGAUCUCAACCGUCGGUGGGGCAAACCUUGCCCAACACUCCACCCCACAAUAUACCAUACAAAAGGACUUCUGCAGUAUCUGAGUGCUGUUAACAAAACUCCCUUGGUCAGUUUGUUUGCUGAAAGGUUAAGAAAAAUAUCAAGGAGGUCGAGUGGCUGCUAUAUUUAUGAGGUCAUUUGUAAAUAACAAAGCUUGGAAAAUAACCUGUUACCAAAGCUAGAACUUUGUUUAAUAUUGUAACUGUCAGGGCUUGAAAAGUCACAUCUCAUUUAGUAUUUUACAUACAUUAAAUAUUAUGGCAUCCUUCAAUCAUCGUGAGAUGAUGGAGUAGCUCUUGACACUUCAUCAAAAAGCUUAAGAGCAAUGGCAGUCUUGGCUGCACUUCUCGCAGGAGAACCUUGACUCCUAUUAAAAUUUGGCCUUCCGUAAUGCUCUUUUUAUUGCAAAGUAUUUGUUUUGUUCUUCUUCCGCCUGUUUUACUCCUUCAUACACUGCUGUUUGCUAGAUGAAACAGUGAUUAGAGAUGAUCUUCCAUUUGUUAAUUUUUUGUGUUGGCUCCCCUCAUGCUUCUUUUGCAAAUGUCUUUAAAUCACUGCCACGGCAUUACACCAAAUCUUGCCCCUUGUGCCAACUCUCCAUACAGCAGAUCCUUUGUAAUACAGCCUUCCUCCAUUGUCCUUACAUUACCUAACUAGCAAAGGUGCUUCCUGCUAAGAGCAGAGAACAGGCUACAUAUUUUGCCAUUUUAAAACAUCCGUGAUGUGCACUAUGUCCUGCCAUCGAAUCCAUUAAAUGCGAUGCAGACAUCAUUGGUGGAAGCUGUCCCGUUCAUGUCUCACAUAUGUGGUGCACACUUCACUGUCAUUUGGAAGCAUACUGAGCAUAAAUGCCUGAUAGAUGCUUAGUUUAGUUUUUCUACUUUCAGUUAGUUUAGGAUUAUUCCACAUCCGCUUGCUCAAAUUAGCCAUAGUUGCUGCUGCUUCUGCAAUCCUGAUGUUCACCUUUAAUGUUCAGUUACUGUUGUUAACACCCAAUAGUAAGCACCUUACAAAUUCAAUUUUCAUUGUUACGAAUUUUCUUUCAGACCCAAAUCACUUUACACUUAUUUUCAUCAUUUUUAAUUACUAAUACUAAGCUGUUGUUACACUUUGAGAAAUAAAUUAAUUUCUUGUGCAUUGUCCAAGUCUCCCAGCACUAAUCAUGGCAACAGGCAGAAGCAUUAUUUGAAAAUGAAUUUUUUAAGUAUUUUAUAAUUGCAUGUGUACCUCUAUAAAUACAGAUUUUCAUCAAAAUAAAAUUAUUAUUCCAAGUUAACAAUAUGUCAGACACUGCAAAUUAUCAAAUUCUAUUAUUUUAGAGUUGUUGUCCACCAAAGUUUGACCAUCUUUAUCUUUUGAGACAUAAUACUAAUAGUAAUAUAGCAAAGUUUAAUUUACAUAAUUAAUGGAUAAAAUAUCGGAGCUGAUUCAAUGGUUCCACAUCUUUAUACAAUUUUGAUUAGUUAUGGGUUUAUUUGAUGCAUCUUAAAGGUAUAUACCUAAUAUGUCAAGUGACCACUACUUCAGAUAAUUAAAUUUUCUAUCCUAAUUGAACUUAUUUAAUUUGUAAAAUUUCUGAAAAAUUUCUCAUGCUAAAUUUUUAUUUAGUGAAAUCAUUUCUGUGCCUGCAGGUUUACUGUGACUAUCAUGGCCACUCAAGGCGUAAAAAUAUCUUCAUGUACGGGUGCAGCCCUCACCAGUCUUGGAUCAGUAAUGAUACCCAGAAUCCUGCAAGUGGUGGGAACAAAAUUAAUGAGUCCUACUACAAGGUCAGUCGGAUGAUAGAGACAAAAUUAAAGAUAAAUGAUCAUAGUACUAAUUAGUACUUGUUUUAUUUUUUCAAAGGAAAAAAUUGAUGAAAAUCUUAAGAGAUUUUUCUGAAGCAUAUGUAGAUAUUUCUAAACAUAUACAUAUUUAUUUUUCAUACAAUAUAUUGCAAUUGACUUCCAAGGAGCUGAUGAAUGUGAAAAACUGAAAUGAAAUAUAAAAUGAGAAUAAACAUUGUUUUUUUGGAGGAUGCAGACACUAUGAAAGAUCAUUAUUUUCUCAAUUUGAAAUAACAUCUUCUAUAAAAGAAAAUGACGUGGUCUGGAAUCUUCAAUACCCGGUACUGUAUUCAGGCGGCAGGAUAUGUCUGAACAGGAUCAUAUUGCUUAAUGUUGUUAUUGAAACCACUUUCACAGCAACUCCCUCGUCUUCUGCAUACCAGCUGCCCAUCUUUUGCGAUCCAGAACUGCAGUUUUGUGGUAGAGAAAGUCAAGGAAAGCACAGCUCGUGUGGUGGUGUGGAGGGAGAUAGGAGUCCUUCGGUCCUACACCAUGGAAUCAAGCUAUUGUGGAUGUGACCAGGGCAAAUAUAAGGUAAUUAUGAGCCCUGACAUUGAUGUUUUACCCCAGAACAAGUGUAUAUGUUUUUUUUUAAGGAAUCACCAAAAAUUUGGCUUUUGUCCCUUUGAUUGUAGGGCAAUUAAGACUUUGUACAUUAAUUAGAUUAUGCAUCUUCAGUCUGGGACCCAUUUACCCAGAAGAGCAUUGACAGGUUGGAGGCGGUCCAGCGACGAGCAGCACGCUUUGUCCUAAACCGCCACAGGAAUACCUCUAGUGUUGGCAGCAUGCUGAAAACACUAGGCUGGUCACCAUUGGAGGAACGACGACGACAAUCCAGGCUCUCCAUGAUGUACAAGAUAAAUAAUGGGCUGGUCCACUGUUCCAGUAUUAAACAGAAACUCGUCCUUCUCCCCAUAGACAGCAACGAAGCCAUGACAGGCAAUUCAGGCUCAUACCAGCAAGAAGCCAGUAUAGGAGCUGCUCAUUCCUGCCCAAGACAAUCAGGGACUGGAACAAGCUUUCAAAAGGAAUGGUUGAGGUGACAAAACUAGACACAUUUGUGUCUAUUGCCUCAAGCCUUCAAACCCCUAGUGCAUGAUUCCCUCACAAAGUGGCACUGGAAAUCAGUGAAAUUUCCUCAUCAACACCAGGCACAGAAACAUUGCAAAUCCCAUCUACAUACAUAGGAGCCAAAAUGAUCAAUAAAUUGAUCGUGGGCCCUUAAGAUAUAGAAGAAAUUUCAAAAUAAUAUCAUUUUCAUAUAUUUCAUUAAAGUUAAAUCAGUGAGAGUCAGCAAAGUUCUUUUCAACCUUCCUUAAUAGCUUUUAUCAAACUUUUGAUCGGGACAAAAAAAAGAUAACUUAAGUGAAAAUCAAUUUAAAAUUAACAAUUUAAUAUUUAAAUCAAAGUUACCCAACCGGGGAUGGUGGAAGGUGGCAUUUCAGGGGGUGUAAAAAAUUGUAUUGUAAGAACAAAGGAGACAUUAGUGUUUAAGUUGUGAUAAAAGUGUUUAUAUAUUUUUAAACCUUUGUUCUUUAACUUUCAAAUUUAUGUAAUAAGUCACAAGUUUAUUUUUGAAGCCCGUUCUCUUUGACUGCUCUCUUUGCAAUUCAAUAAAUAAAUUAGAAGUCAAUUUAUGUCACAUUUCAAAAUACUUUGAUAAUUUUGAAGGGAGUGCGGAUUUGGUAAAACAAUCGGAUUUGGUAAAACAAUUGGUAGGGGGUGCAAGACUUGUCAAAUUAUUUGUAGGGUGUACAGAGUAUAGAAAAGUUUGGGAGACACAGUUUUCAUGAAAUCUGGAUGUGUUGAUUUUUCAUCUGAAAUCAGGGACAAAUUUGCUUAAUAAGCACUUUAAUAUGUAAAAAAAAAUGAAGAAGACUAUUACUAUUACAUGGUUAAAAAAUAUAUAUAUAUUAAAAAUAUUACUGUUAUUAGUGUUAUUCUAGUCAGUGAUUUGUACCGGUAUCUCAAAAUAAUGUGUCUUUUUGCAGGAUAUGCACAUCAAUACUGAUAUGCUGGAAGAAAUGGGUCACAAAUUUUGUGAAACACUUGCUAAACUUCCCAGACAGAAGGGACGGCUUGACCAACAAACAUCCAACAUUGACCCACAAUCACUCUUUGGAGCUACAUCAGAAGAUUAUAUGUAACUAUCUUCCUAAUCAGUUGCUUCUUACACUCAAUUUCAGAACUGAAUAAGUGUUGGGUUUCAUUUCUCAAUUACAUUUUAGCGGUUCCAUACUAGGCAUGUUAAUAAUUUUUAAUUUUUCUUUGGCAAAACAAUUAUUGGGUUUAAAAAUGCGAUUUUUACAUUAAUCAGUUUUAUUGACCAAAAUAGUGUUGUAUGUUGGUCUCCUAUAAUCAGCAUAUCCUAAUGUAAUUUUUAAAUGUUUGUUUUCACCCUUUAAAGUUCUAUGGACUGUGGGUGAGGAAACACUACUUAAUACUGGGACUAAUCCGUUUCCAAUUGAUACAACUUUUUUUGCAGGGAUGAAAUAUUUGGAUGCAACUCAACACCUCUUAAGAAAAAGGACAGUCAGAUGAAUCUGGAUUCUGAUUCUGAUGAUGGCUGUGAGUUGGAUGAAGAUGAAGAGUUUGAUGAUGACACUCCAGAUGUUCAACCGCUGGAUUUUUAAAAUUCAUUCACACAGAUCAAAAUUAACUUCCACUUCUUACAUUUUUUAAGAAUUAAAGUUGUUAAUUAUAUUUGUAAGUCAGUUUUUCUCAUAGACAAGAUGUACUUUUUUAAAGAAAGUGUUUCUUUGAGUACAUAGCAUUACAUACUUCCCCAUUUUGGCAUAUUAAUACUGUUAAUUAAUGUAGAGCCGAUUAGACAAAAAAAAUUUUUUUUACUCGCAACCAGAAUGUAAAUGCAAACAAUAUUAAACUAACUAUAUUUAAAAGUCACAAACUUUAUUUUAUGAUAGGCUAAUCUAGAAACUAUGAAAAUUCCUCAAUUGAAGACAGUAUUAGAUUUUAAUCUUUCAUUAUAUGUAACUGUACAUAGUUUGUUGUCAGCUAUUAAAAACAUUCAAAAAGCUGAAUGUGUGGUGAACAAACUUAUUUUCUCCCCUAAAUACACAAGAUUUAAGAAUUCCAGGAAAGUGAUAUCCAUUAUAUUAGCAAUAAACCUUUAUGAAGAAAAUAUUGAUAGUUGCAACCAAUCAUUUUUGUUUCUGUCCAUAUAUGUUCUAAAUCUCAUUAAGAUUGUCUAGAUUGAAAGUACAUGACCAACUGUAGACAAAUUUUGGGGUAGCUUUAGAAUGAGAGAAAUUAUCCCUCCCUAUAAAAACACUAAAAAAAAUCAUAUUUGUAGAAUCAUAUAUGAAGGACAGUAUUUCUCCAAUCGCUUAAGAGAAAUCAGUGAAAGUAAAGUUAUAUUUAAUUUUGGCUAAUCUUAAUGCAUCUAAAUAUUGCAAGCCAGAUAUUUUAAGUACCCGGUAGCAGAUUAACAGGGCUCAUAGAUUUUCAUUUUUUUGAAAGCAUUGGAUAUGAAGUUACUUAUUUUGAGUGUUGAAUGGUACUAUCCAACUUUACCUCCAAAAUAAGUUACAAAUUAAAAUUUUAAAUAGUUGAUAUGGAAAGAUACUGUAGAUAAAAAAGUCAAUCACUUGCUUAUUUCAAAUGUAUUUCUGGUUUCAGUUCUUUUAAACACUGAUUACCUCUACUACAACUUUUCUUAAUUGGACUGUUGAUGGCUUUUAUAAUAAAUGUAACAAACAUGAACAUCUUAUAUUUCUUCUUAUUAAGAUUUAUAAAUUUGUUAUCACAAGAUCAUUGUGAUGAUGUAAAUAAAUGAUUUUCUUAAAUUUGCAGUCUUUUAGUUAUUUCAUUAGCCACUAAGAUUCUAAGAUGGUUUAUGAAUAAUUUAUUGGUGCAAAAUGUUGGUCUUCUCUUGCCCUUAAAUUAACCUAGUCACCUUUACAUAAAAACUCCACAAAAAAACUAAUUUUUAAGAUAAUUCUGAUAACAAUCUGCAUAUUUAUGCUAUGUUAUGGUUUCAGUUUUUGUAUGAAAACAAUUACUCAUGAAUUAAAAUGUAAAAUCUCAAUUUACAAAAACAAAAGAAAAUUGGCUGGGAUACCAUAAUCAAGUAGGAAAAGUUAAAUCACUUAAACAUUCAAUCUUUUUUUUUUAUGGCUUGGGUUUGUUUUUUAUACAUGUCGUAAGAUUUGGCUUAAACAGAUUUGAGAACUGCUGAUUUUCAUUAUAGCUGUUUUUUUAAACAUUUUAUUAUAUAUAAUUAUAAUACUUACUAUACCAAUUAAAGCAUGGUAAACUUGGUAACUUAAUGAAAUUAUUUUAUACAUAUAUACAUUGACUUAUUCUACCCAGUUAGGAAGUAUUUUGUUUUCAAGGUGAUUUUCCUUCUUGGGGCACUAAAAAUAUAUUUAGGUUAUUUAUUUUAUUAUUGGCAAUAACAGACUAGUUUUUAAGGUAAAUCAUUUUAUUUUAAAAUGUGGCACUUUGAUUUGUAUAGACAUAUGGUAAUUUAGAUUAUUAUUAUUUUAUCGUUACAGCUUUUGGGUGGUUCACUCAUUCAAGGUAUAUGUAUAUUUGUAUAAAAAUGUUUCAAGGGUAAUAAAGAAA
This is a messenger RNA of Lymnaea stagnalis (great pond snail), 26911 nucleotides long. The record is from the annotation of a GenBank genome assembly. Lineage: Eukaryota; Metazoa; Mollusca; Gastropoda; Lymnaeidae.